GUCCACUUCUUUCCGCGUUCUUUCUCGGUUGGUGGUACGAACUACGUUGACCCAAAAACCCCAUCUUUUGGUUUCGUCCGUCAAAUUUUAGGAAGAAAAGAAGCGAUAAAUACGAAUCCAUCUAGCCAUCUUGAUGUUCGUAGGAUUCGGAGUUCGGCAGCCGCUGUGAACUGCGCAAGCCAAUACAAAUCGAUCUUCCGAGCUGCUGGUUUCGGAUUCACGGUACUCCUCAAUCUUGCUUUCUUGAAAACCCUAGCUAGUUGCGGAGUCGAUAUCUUCUCGACUUCGAUUGAUCAUCGAAGCUCAAACGAUCCUGUCUUUUUUUUUUUUAUAUUUUCUGCCGGAAUUUGAUCCUUUGACACGGCAUGGUUGUUCGAUAUCUUUGAGGAAUCGGUGCAAUUUGGUCCUUUGUUGACGAGGACGGAGCGGAAGGGUAAGGUUCUCAAACGCUAGCGUAGAUUUUUAGGGUUCCGGGAUUCAUUACUCUGUGAGUUUACUUGUGCGUGAGCAAAAUUCCAAAACCAUAGAAAGAACUGCCUUUUGAUCUCUUACACGGAUCAAGAGUCGUGACAUAUAAGGGGAAAAAAUCGGAUGGUAACUUGGAGCUCUUGUAAAGCUCAGAGCUUUGAUGAAUUCACGGCGAUCCAAAUCCGUGAAGCUUGUUUCGUCCCAUUCCCAAUCCAUAGAAGUAGAGUUAGGAGAGUGCUCCCAAAUGGGUUCUUCCAUUGACAACACGGUCUACUGUUGCAUCGCCAAGGGGAACAAGAUUCUGUAUUCUUACAACAGCAAAGGCCACGAGCUCGAGACCUUGGCCAUUCUCUGCCUUGAGAAUGCGCCAGCUUUCCACAAAUGGUACUUCCACUCCAUCGGGACCAGGACUUUUGGAUUCUUGACGGCAGAUGGCCACACAUACUUCGCCAUCAUUGACCCUAGCGUCGGGAAUUUGGCGAUUCUUCAGUUCCUGGAGCACAUUCAAGAUGGUUUCAGGAAGGUGGCAAAGAAUGGUUUUCAUGAUGACUUGGUGCCCAUCGUCCAGCGGCUCAUAGCAUCCUUGGAGAACAUGCCUCGAUACGCCUUCUCAUUGGACGACAAUUCCGAGGGCACAGCAUCUAGUGAUGGUUCCACGUCGACAAAGGCACCAUUGCUAGGGAAGAACAGUGGCAACCAUCACGACAAGAAGAAGAUGAAGGAUAAAGUGCUUCAAAGUGAUGAUGUGAUUGAAGAUCAUGCUGAUAGGACAGUGAAGAUCGAUAUGCCACCACAGACAGUGGGUGCCAUGUCACUGCCAAGGAGCUUGAGCUCGACGAGACUUCGUGUGCAACAAGCAGGAAGGAGAUUGUGGUGUCGGCAUGUAAAGAUAGUGAUAGCUACCGAUAUAAUCAUCUGCCUGAUCCUGUUUGGUGUUUGGUUGGCAGUGUGCAGGGGCUUCCAUUGCGUAUCGGGGAAAUAGAAGAAGAGGGAUUGCAUUUGUGAACAAGAAAGAAAUUUCGUUAGCAUGUGGAUGGAAUCCCCUCAGAAAGAAUAUGAAUUGAGACGUGCAGUAUUCUAGAAAGUGAUGCUGUGAAGAUUCAGGUGAAGGAAGAAAGUUCUUGGAUAUGCAGCACUUGUGGCACGCCAGUGACUCAUUGCUGUCCGCGGCUAGCGUAAUAUACGAUACUUGUUGCUAGUGUAAUAUGAAUACUUGUUUUUCCUCCUUUUUCUUGGUUCUUGUGGAUGUUAGUCAUACGUCAACAGCUGUUCAUAUGUAUCAUAUUUCUAGAUCGACUUCUCGCUUAGAGGAUCUUUGGCAUGAUGACAAUGCUUAAAAUAUUCGAGCUUUCUGUUUGUCUUAAAAUGAUGUGAAAUUUCCCGAUUGCCACUAAUAUUGUAUUUAUUUGCCUGCUUUUUACACUUAA
This is a messenger RNA of Musa acuminata AAA Group (dessert banana), 1895 nucleotides long. Its product is annotated as phytolongin Phyl1.1-like. The coding region runs from base 629 to 1450 and encodes 273 amino acids. Gene Ontology annotation, cellular component: membrane. The record is from RefSeq and is a predicted model, not a curated record. The transcript is spliced from 2 exons. Lineage: Eukaryota; Viridiplantae; Streptophyta; Magnoliopsida; Zingiberales; Musaceae.